AUGGCGACUGAAUUUAUCGGCUACGAUGUGCUUGUGACGCUGCGAGCGCCACCAAAUGCAACUGUGCAGGGAGAAGUGGCUAAUGUCAUCGGCCAACGUCUCAUGCUCCGAAAUGUGAAACUUUCCUGGAUCGGACACCCGCUCCCUACGUAUUCAAUUGAAGCGCCCGACAUCGCGGAUCUUUCUUUGGGAUCUUCGACUCCGCGCAUCUCACAGCGUCCGCCUCCGCCUCAGGGAUCUCAAAAUAUAGCCCCCGCACCUCCGCCUCCAAGUUUAUCGCAAAGCUUCGUAGACCCGGCGAUUCUAAGCUUUUCGAAGCCCCCUUCUGCGCCAUCUGGCCAGGGUGCAGACUCGGGUCCGGUACAGCUUCCAGCCCCUUCCAUUAGCCGGUCCACUUCACAAAACUUUCAAUUUCCGCAAGUGGCUCAUCGUGACCAAGCUGCUGUGCUCAACGAACCGUUCAGUAACCUGGAACUUGAUGUUGGAAAGACCGCGAAUGAGAGUCGCAGCGCCGUGCCAACCGGCCCUGUCCCCGCUGGAAGGGAGAACAUUGUUUCAUCGCAACCAACUCCGCAGUCCGCCGCGAAAGCUAGUCGUCGCACUGGACAACCGAGAACCCCAAAGGCAGUCAAUGAACACGAUGGGGCGACGAACACGGACCCAAGAAGCAAAGGCUGGCGUCAGACUGCUUUCGUCGAGCCGUCUUAUCCGCAGAUGAACAAGUCGCUCAAUAAACAACGCCGGAAGAAGAGGAACAACAGAUCGAAUUAUGUGGAGGACCCUAAUGGCUGGGCUACAGAGGAUGCGACGGAUAUCCAGGAGAUGGGCGAGUUCGACUUCCAGAGCAACCUUUCCAAAUUCGACAAGAGGAAGGUGUUUGAAGAAAUUCGUAACGAUGACACUACUGCCGAUGAAGACCGGCUGGUUAGCUUUAACAGGAAAGUACCAAAGCCUGGAACAAAUGGCGGGAAGAAUCUGCAUUGGACGGAAAAUGUCCUUGACAGCCCUGAGGAGACUGAGAGCGAGGAUACCGACCAGGUACCCAGCGAUGCAAAACUAAGCAGCGGCACCUAUUCUGGCCGGGAACGGUCGAGGACGUCCCGCGCACCGAACUCUCGCAAAGGAAGCGCCAUUUUGGGCCAGCCGUUGGUGCCACCGCAGAUCAAUUCGCUCGGGCGCAGUCAGCUGAGCACAUCUCGCACAACCAGCCCUCGACCCAAUAAGACAUCCGUUUCAGCAUCCCCGAUAAGCGCCCCUGGUGUACCUGGAGGCUCAUUGCGGCUCACCACAACCAAUCGAAGCUGCCCAACUGUCAGUCCAUUGCAAACCCUCGAGGUUGAGCAGAUUGCAGUUGCCGAACUGGGGCUGACCGAAGACAUGAUUACGGAAAAUACGGGACGUGGUAUCGCGGAAGCUGCUGUUGGACUCCUUACCAGCGACGCCGCUGCGCCCACGAUGCUGGUGCUCACAGGCAAUCAUCGAACCGGGGCACGUGCCGUCUCUGCGGCUCGCCAUCUCCGUAAUCGAGGCCACCGCGUGACUGUCUGUAUGCUAGGCAUCGAGCACGACAAUGAGUUGCUAGAAAGUUGUCGGAAACAGCUGGAUGUCUUCAAGAAGAUUGGCGGCCGAGUACACCGGUGGGAAGACUUAUCGACCCGGCUCUCUACAUCGGAAUUCGCGCCCGACUUGGUUGUUGACGCCUUGUUCGGAAUUCACAUAGCAUUUGAUGACCUUCGCACGGAUGACCAGGCCACUGCCUUUGAGAUGAUAUCUUGGGCCAACCGGAGCAACCUGGAGAUUUUGUCCGUGGACGUGCCUUCGGGGCUGUCUGCUAUGAGUGGCGAAGUUACUACAGUAGAAGGCGGCCGGCUAUGCGUCAAUUCGAAAUCGGUGGUCUGUCUCGGGGCUCCCAAAACUGGGGUUGUCACUGCGCUACUCUCCGGGGAGGGACUAUCAUGGAAUCUCUCUGUGGCCGACAUUGGCAUUCCUCAGAUAGUCUGGAGAAAAUAUGGUAGUCGGCGGCGGCAUGGGAUCGACUUUGGGAACCGGUGGGUGGUACCAUUACGCUACCAGCCCCCUCCCCCAUACAUUGGGGCGUUACUGAAAGACAGGAAAUAUCCCACUAUCAAUGCGUGGCUUAGUGGUGGAAAAGGCAUGAUUUAUUGUCACGAUGGCGCCUUUAUCACACACUCUGAAUGGGCGUCGGAGGAUGCAUUCUCUGCUAGCGCUGGAGCCGGCGUGGGCAGAGCGAAGCGAGGAGGAGUAGAUACGGCCUUCAAGCGCCUUCCCUUCAACUUCUGCUCCCUUUCACUACAGCCGUUUUCGCACCCGGUUUGCACACCGUCGGGCACCAUCUUCGAUCUCACCAACAUUCUCCCCUGGAUCAAGAAACAUGGAACGAAUCCAGUGAACGGCGCGCCGCUCAAAAGCUCCGAUCUCAUUAAGCUGCAUCUCGCGAAGAACGAAUCUGACGAAUAUGUCGAUCCGGUUACAUACAAGGUUUUCACGGACAACACGCACAUUGUCGCGCUACGCAACACGGGGAAUGUUUUCGCUUGGGAUACGGUCGAACGGUUGAACAUCAAGGGAAAGCUGUGGCGUGAUCUGGUUACGGACGAGGAGUUCACUCGCAAGGACAUCAUUACGUUGCAGGACCCGCAGAACGUCGAGUCGCGGAACUUGAGCUCUUUCAGCUACCUCAAGGAAGGCGAAAGUGGAUUGACGGAUGAGCAGAUCCGGGAACGGGAGGAUCCUUCGAACAAUGUGAACGUCAACGCGCUGGGCAGUUCGGCCAAGAUCCUGAAGGCCAAGGAAGCUGUGGCCAAGGCACGCGCGGAAAGAUCGCAACGUGUUGGUUCUGCGGCCACUUCGAAAGAUUUGGCUAAAUCUGGAAGUGCGGGAAAUGCGGCGCAAUCUCAAAAGACGGCGUCGUUUCAAUCUGGCAAGGCUGUGCCGUAUAAUGCGGCCAAACACACUACUGGUUUGGCCGCCGCCUCACUCACCAGUACGGGGAUGACGCCCCACACCUCUGCCGAGCUUGCGCUUUUGUCCGACGAGGAGUACAUGCUGAAGAGAGGGCGAGUGAAGCAAAAGGGCUACGCUCGUAUCUCGACCAACGUCGGGGAUGUAAAUUUGGAAUUACAUACGGAAUACGCACCGAAGGCCGUGUGGAACUUCAUCAAGCUGGCAAAGAAGGGCUACUAUAGAGAUGUCGCUUUCCAUCGCAACAUCAAGGGGUUCAUGAUUCAGGGUGGUGAUCCCUCUGGUACUGGACGGGGAGGUGAAAGUAUUUGGGGGAAGUACUUCAACGAUGAGUUCGAAGGCCCACUGAAGCACGACUCCCGGGGUACCCUCAGUAUGGCCAACAAGGGCAAAAACACGAACAGCAGUCAAUUCUUUAUUGCUUAUCGUGCCUUGCCCCAUCUCAACAACAAGCACACCAUCUUCGGUCAUGUCAUUGAUGACCCCACGCCCUCCUCCACGACCUUGAACAACCUUGAAGUGCACCCGACAAAUCCGACUACUAACCGACCUACUCCGGACAUCCGCAUUACCGAUGUGACGGUGUUUGUGGAUCCGUUUGAAGAGUUCUUGAAGCAGAAACAAACAGAGGAGGCCAAGGCGAAGGGCCAGAUUGUUAACCCCGAGGAAGAAGAGCAGAAUGCGCGCCGCGCCGAAGAUGACCGGAUGACCUGGACGGGAAAAAGAGUCCGUGGCGCAGGAAGCGGAGCGAAAGACGAAGGCUCUGGCGGGGUAGGCAAGUACCUGAAAGCCGCGCUGGCCGAGAGGGCUGGGCAGGAGGAGGAUGAGAUUGUGGAAUUUGUAGAUGAUGAGCCCGAACCCGAGCCAAUGCGGAAGAAAUUCAAGGGCGGAGGCGGGUUUGGGGAUUUUAGUUCAUGGGAUUAG
Aspergillus costaricaensis CBS 115574 is the source of this 3906-nucleotide messenger RNA. RefSeq names its product peptidyl-prolyl cis-trans isomerase. Lineage: Eukaryota; Fungi; Ascomycota; Eurotiomycetes; Eurotiales; Aspergillaceae. The transcript has 6 exons. Gene Ontology annotation, biological process: protein folding; P-body assembly; protein ubiquitination. Gene Ontology annotation, cellular component: P-body. Gene Ontology annotation, molecular function: mRNA binding; ubiquitin-protein transferase activity; peptidyl-prolyl cis-trans isomerase activity. Bases 1 to 3906 code for a protein of 1301 amino acids. The record is from RefSeq and is a predicted model, not a curated record.